UUCAGUUGUUCAGCGUCUGCCAAACGGUUCAAACCAAAAACGAUUUGAAUACAUUUUCCAAAAUAUUAAAAGGUUGUUCAAAUCCCACCAAAUAUGCUGAAACAAGUGAUUUUCGUGCUCUUCGUCGCCGUGUGCACAAUGCACAGUGCCUCGGCCAUCAAGUGCUAUCAGUGCAAAUCCUUUACGGAUCCCAACUGCGCCAAGGACAAGAUCGAUUCCGCCUCCAACAUCCGCGCCGUGGAUUGCGACAGUGUGCCCAAGCCGAACACCAUGGAGCAACUGCAGCCAGUGACCAGGUGCAACAAGGUGGUCACCAGCGACCGCGCCGGAACGAUUGUCUCCCGCGACUGCCACUUCGAGUCCAUCGGGCAGAAGGACAACGAAUGCACGGUGACCCACAGCCGGCAGGUGGAGAGCUGCUACACCUGCAAGGGCGACCUGUGCAACGCAUCCGGAGCAGGUCGCUUCCUGGCGGUCAGUGCAACGGCUCUCCUGGCGAUCCUCGCCCUCCACUUGAGCCUGUGAUGCCGCUCCAAAUCCCGUCCAGAAAUGCAUUAAAUAAGUGUUAAAGAAACAUACCUGUACAAAGGAGAAAUGUAAAUGUUAACUAUAAUAUUGAUCAAAAUAAAGUAAACCAAACUAAA
This is a messenger RNA of Drosophila sechellia, 644 nucleotides long. RefSeq names its product glycosylphosphatidylinositol-anchored protein atilla (gene atilla). The transcript has 3 exons. Lineage: Eukaryota; Metazoa; Arthropoda; Insecta; Diptera; Drosophilidae. The coding region runs from base 94 to 525 and encodes 143 amino acids. The record is from RefSeq and is a predicted model, not a curated record. Gene Ontology annotation, biological process: positive regulation of voltage-gated potassium channel activity; regulation of synaptic transmission, cholinergic; sleep.